AUGAGCUCGACCGGUGCGCCUCGACCUCGGCCGCGGCCGGCGCACACGCAAGGAACGACGCGCUGCGCCUACACGUCGGACGGUACUCGCCUCGUCACCAUCGGCUCGAACAACACGAUUCGCCUGUACAGGACGGGCUACGAUGGCGAGCCGACCAACAUUGACGAUUGCCAAGAGCAAAACGUCGCCAUCGCCUCGGGCGAUGAGUUCUUCGUCGUCGGUUCCGAGGACGGCACCGUCAGCCUCUACUCCUUCGCCACGGCCAACUUUGACCGCUUCCUGCUGCGGGCAUCGGUCCCCAUCCGAGACGUUGCCCUCUCCGCCGACGGCAAAUGGUGUGCCGUCGCCAGCGAUGAGCUGUCGGUCAAGAUUGUCAACACGACGGACAUAACCCGGAUCAGGCACCUGCGGGAGCACAACCGAGCGGCGAGGCACGUCAGCUUCGACCCCAAGGGGACGACGGCGGCCGUCUCGUGCACGGACGGCAUCGUCUACGUGUACUCGCUGAGCGCCGAGGAGCCCGAGAUGAUCCGCAGGAUCGACGGCAUCAUCGGCGCCGUCGAGGGCGAGUCGGAGGUGACGACAAAGGCCGUCUGGCACCCGGACGGCAGGGCCUUUGCCGUGGCGACGCCGACCAAGGACAUUCAAGUCGUGUCCAAGAACGACUGGGAGAAGCAGCGACGGUUCGCCGACGGACACUUGGCCGACAUCACCGCCAUGGCCUGGUCGCCCAACGGUGCCCUGCUCGCCUCGGCUUCCAAGGACGGCAAGGUUCUCGUGUGGGAGACCAAGACGCAGAGCGUCGUGCAAAAGUUGGACCACGCCAACGUCCUCGACCUCGCCUGGCACCCGACCGGCAACAUGCUCUCCUUUACGACGUCGGAUGGCGAGGUGUACAUUUACCCCGACUUUUUGUCGGACCAGUUUUCGCCCAUGCUCAAGAUGGCGAGGCAGCCGGCGCCGUUUAUCCACGAUCCGCUGUCGGACAUUUCGGGCAACCGCGGGCAGGGCGUCAAGGAGACGGAGGUGCCCUCUCGUCGGCGACGGGAAUCCCUCGGGAGCCUGGGUUCGUUCCUCGAAGGCGGAGGGUACGGCGACGAGGACGACUUUGUCGUCGACGACGACGGCGCCGGCUACGUCAACGGGGCCAAGCGAGGCCGCGACGACGACGACGACGGCUUGUUCGGGGAGCACGCGAGCAAGCGGAUGCACCUCGCCAAGGCGCAGCUGCACGAGCCCUUCCAGCCCGGGUCGACGCCGUGGCGAGGCAACAGAAAGUAUCUCUGCCUCAACCUCAUCGGGCUCGUCUGGACCGUCGACCAGGACGCGCACCACACCGUCACCGUCGAGUUUUACGACCACGGCUUCCAGCGAGACUUUCACUUCACCGACACCUUCCUCUACGACAAGGCCUGCCUCAACGAACGGGGCACGCUGUUCUCGUCGCCGCCCCGGGACGGCGGCGCGGCGUGCCUGUUCUACCGACCGCACGAGUGCUGGACGCAGCGAGCCGACUGGCGGAUACGGCUCCCCGGGGGCGAGGCGGUGACGGCCAUGUCGCUGAGCGAGUCGUUUGUGACGGUGACGACGAGCGCCAACUACGUGCGCGUCUACAGCCUCUUUGGCGUGCCGUGCCGCGUGUACCGUCCCAAGAGCACGCCGACGGUGACGUGCGCGAGCUGGAGGGACUACGUGCUGACCAUGGGCAACGGUCCGGUCGACGGCCACGGACGGGCACGCCUGCUGUACACGAUCGAGAACGUCAAGCGGGACGAGAUUUGCCAAAACGAAGACACGGUCGCGCUGCCCGAAGGCGCUUCGCUGAAGGGUGUCUUUUGGUCCGACGUUGGGGAUCCGUGCAUAUACGACUCGACGGGCACGCUGCUCACCCUUGUCCAUUGGCGUCGGCCGUCAGGCGCGUCGUGGGUGCCGCUGCUGGACACGAAGCUCCUGGCCCGGCUCGCGUCGGGGCGAAAGAGCGAAUCGUACUUUCCCAUCGCCGUGGCCGGUGGCAAGUUUCACUGCAUCAUCCUCAAAGGCGGCGACCAGUACCCCUAUUUUCCUCGUCCGCUGCUGUCCGAGUUUGACCUUGCCGUCCCGCUGACCGCGCCGCCCAAGGAAAGGAAGGGCAAGGGCAAGGGCAAGGGCAGCAACGGCGAGGCCGACGACGAUGCCAUGUCCGGCGACGACGACGACGACGACGACGACGACGACGACGACGACGAUGGGGAUGCGGAGACGGCGAAGCUCGAGCAGGAGUUUGUUUUGAAGGGGGUGCAGACGGCACAGCUGCGCGACCUCGUCGACGCCACGUCGGGCAACCACAGUCAGCGCUCGCUCCUCUCGCGGCUCGAGCUCGAGAUGGACAAGACGCUGCUGCAGAUGCUCGCCGUCGAGUGCCGUCAGGGCGACGACCGAGGCAUGCGGGCCCUCGAGGUCGUCGAGCUGAUGCGCGACCGCACAGGCCGCAUGAUGGAGGCGGCGGGCAAGGUGGCCGAGAGGUACGGCCGCACCGUGCUGGGAGAGAAGAUUCGCGAGGUUGGCGAGAGGCGGGUGAGCGGGAUGGAGGGCGACGAGGGCGAUGAUGGAUUUUAG
This is a messenger RNA of Drechmeria coniospora, 2595 nucleotides long. RefSeq lists its product as uncharacterized. The record is from RefSeq and is a predicted model, not a curated record. Gene Ontology annotation, biological process: mitotic cell cycle; DNA-templated DNA replication; DNA repair. The transcript is spliced from 2 exons. Gene Ontology annotation, cellular component: nuclear replication fork. The coding region runs from base 1 to 2595 and encodes 864 amino acids. Gene Ontology annotation, molecular function: chromatin binding; protein binding. NCBI's taxonomy places the organism in Eukaryota, Fungi, Ascomycota, Sordariomycetes, Hypocreales, Ophiocordycipitaceae.